AUGGUUAUAGCAAUUGGGUUUGAAGGAAGUGCCAAUAAACUUGGUAUUGGUAUUGUGAAAAAUGGAGAAAUUCUUGCUAAUUGCAGACGAACAUAUAUAACACCGCCGGGAGAAGGUUUUCUGCCAAGGGAGACAGCUGAACAUCAUCAGGAAAAUAUUCAUGAGGUACUUCGAGAGGCAUUUACACAAUCGGGCUUAGGCCCAAAGGAUAUAGACAUUGUAUGCUAUACCAAAGGCCCAGGGAUGGGUGCACCAUUAAUGGUGUGUGCCAUUGUAGCCAGAACUUGUGCCAAGCUGUGGGACAAACCCAUCAUUGGUGUCAACCAUUGCAUUGGACAUAUUGAAAUGGGCAGGCUGAUAACAAAGGCAAACAACCCAACUGUAUUGUAUGUGAGCGGUGGCAAUACUCAGAUCAUUGCCUAUUCUAGGAAACGAUACAGAAUUUUUGGAGAAACAAUAGACAUUGCCGUUGGAAAUUGCUUAGACAGAUUUGCAAGAGUAUUAAAACUUUCUAAUGCACCCAGUCCUGGUUAUAAUAUUGAACAGGCUGCUAAAAAAGGAAAAAAAUACUUGCCAUUACCAUACAGUGUUAAAGGUAUGGAUGUGAGUUUCUCUGGUAUUUUAUCAUUCAUGGAGGACAAAAUUCAUGAACUCUUAAUGGAAUACACUCCAGAAGAUCUGUGCUAUUCAUUGCAAGAAACGGUGUUUGCCAUGCUGGUUGAGAUUACUGAGAGAGCUAUGGCACACUGUGGCUCUGAUGAGGUGUUGAUAGUGGGCGGGGUGGGCUGCAACCUGCGACUGCAGGAGAUGAUGGGCGUGAUGUGCUCGGAGAGGGGCGCGCGAUUGUUUGCGAGCGACGAGCGCUUCUGCAUCGACAACGGUGUGAUGAUCGCCCACGCUGGAGCCCUAGCGUUCGAGUCGGGCGCCGCCGCGGAUUUCGACGACUCCACCGUGACGCAGCGGUAUCGCACCGAUGAUGUGCUGGUUACCUGGCGCGAGGAC
Molecule: messenger RNA, 1002 nt
Organism: Iphiclides podalirius (scarce swallowtail)
Lineage: Eukaryota; Metazoa; Arthropoda; Insecta; Lepidoptera; Papilionidae
Source: the annotation of a GenBank genome assembly